This is a messenger RNA of Uranotaenia lowii, 10776 nucleotides long. RefSeq names its product rap guanine nucleotide exchange factor 2 (gene PDZ-GEF). NCBI's taxonomy places the organism in Eukaryota, Metazoa, Arthropoda, Insecta, Diptera, Culicidae. The record is from RefSeq and is a predicted model, not a curated record. Gene Ontology annotation, molecular function: guanyl-nucleotide exchange factor activity; protein binding. Bases 3120 to 7874 code for a protein of 1584 amino acids. Gene Ontology annotation, biological process: Ras protein signal transduction; positive regulation of GTPase activity. The transcript is spliced from 5 exons. Gene Ontology annotation, cellular component: apical plasma membrane; plasma membrane.
GACAAAAAAAAAAGACAAAAAAAGACAAAAAAGACAAAAAUGACGCAAAUGACAAAAAUUACCAAAUUGACCAAAGUGACCAAAAUGACAAAAAUGACAAAAAUGGCAAUAAUGACAAUAAUGACAAUGAUGACAAUAAUGACAAAAAUGACUAAAAAGACAAACAAGAUAAAAUUGACAUGUUUCUAAAAUUUACAAAAUUGGUUAAAAGGUAAAAAGCCUUAACACUCUAAAAAGUUCGAAAAGACCUUCAUCCGUCCCAAAAAAAUGUAUCCCUUACAGUCCCUGGAGUGUCAAUUUGUCACUCCUGACUUAAACCAACACAUAUCUCUUGUUUCCAACCGAUUUUUACAAAACUUAUAGUUUUGGAAAACUUGUGAUGUAACUCAAAUAUGUUUCUCAGAAAUUAUUCACAUACAACACCUCAGUUUUUCGUUAUUCAAUGUCAAAAAAAAAUGCGAAGAAACAUGUUUCGGAAAACAAAAAAGACUGUAGAUCAGUUACGAAAUUCUCAAAAUAAAUUUCCUUUAGUGUCCAAGAAAGCUGAAGUUAAAAGCUAUACAUUGCACAUCAGGAUAUAUUUUUUUGAAAUCUUUAAGGAUUAUGACCACAAAAAAUAUAAAAUUGUGGUGUAAAAACCGUACAUUUCAAUCAAUGAAUCGUCAAAAUCGUUUAAGUCACACCAGAUAAAUUUGGAAAAGAGUAUUGAAAAAAUUGACGAAAUCGACACAUUUUUGCAUUUUAAGAUUUUCGAAAUACGAAACACAGAAUUUUUGACGAAUUUUCCAAGGCUGUUUUUCGAACCUUUUGACAAUUUGCUAUUUCUCAGAAAUUUCUAUGACUUAAAUUCAACUUUGCACUGGAUUUUGAGUAAAAUUACGUAAAAUUUACGACGCGAAAAUUCGUCAAAAAUUCUAGCAAUCUACAAUCUAAAAAUGUAAAAAUCUGUCAAAUUACGUCAAUUUUCAAUCCCCUUUUCAUUAUUUAUCUGGUGUGACUUAAGCAAUUUUGAUAGUUCGUUGAUUGAAAAGAACGGUUUUUUACACAAUUUUUAACAUUUUUUUGUGGCCAUGAUCUUAAAAAAUUAAAAAAAUAUAUAUCCUUAUGUGCAACGUAUAAGUUUUAGGUUCUAAUUUAACUUCAGUUUUCUUGACACUAAUUGAAAUUUCUUUUAGCAUUUCGUAGCUGAUCUUCAGUCUUUUUUCCUAAACUUUGAAUAACGGAAAACUGAAGUGUUGUAGGUGAAUAAUGCCUGAGGAACAUAUUUGAGUUACAUUACGAGGUUUCCUUAACUAUAAUGUUUGUAAAAAUCGGUUGGGCAAGAUGAGACGGUUUUAAGCGAGGAGUUUCAAAUUGACACUCUAGGUUUAUUAGGGAGUUUUUUUUCCUGAAUUUUGGAUGGAAGAAUGAUUUUUUUUUGUGAAGAAUCGUAAUGGAAAAGGAAGCUGUAUUAAAAAAUAAGUUUUAUUUUCAUAUAGGUAUGAUGCCAUAGGAAAUUCUUUGAUCAGUUGGGGGGUAAAUGUCCUAAUUUGUGUUUAGUGUUAGAAAAUUUAAAAUUUCAAAUUUGAAUUGAAACUCCACCACAACAGAUCCAGACAAUACGCUUUUACUAAAGCAAUUCAGAAUCAACCAUUUUGAUCCCUGAUGAAGGUGUUAACCAACACCGAAACGUUGGAUCAAAAAUAAAUGUUUUUGGAUUCAAUAAAAUUGGACUGAUUUGCCGUUAAUUUAAAGUAUUGGACUUUAUCCCAGUUUUGUCUUUACCAGGCUAUAAAGGAUGGGCUCUAUAAAUAGGCAAAAAAAAGAUAUUAAUAACACCGUUUUAUUUUUAAAACGGAAAUCAUGCUAUCGUCUAACCCUCAUCAUAAAUCGAAUAAUCCCUGAAAUAAUUGCUUCGCUCCCUUCCAAUGUAAUUUAUUUUUAAAUUGUACCACGAUUCGCGCCUCGCUAUCUUUAGUACCCCCUUAUUUUAAAAAUAUUUUUGCUUAUAUUGUACAUACAUGUUUUUUGUUACUUUUGGCUUUUAGAAAUUUUUAAAUCCAACAUUUUGAUUUAAAUGAACUGAAUCAUUUUUUUUGUUCUUAAAUGAAUACGCUCGAAGUACGAGCAUUUGUGCGGGCCGGCAAAUGUUUGCAAUAUCGUUUUGAUUCCGGAUUAACCGCGGGACACGUGCCGACAGAAAUCCGUCCCCGUUUUAGCUGCCUGUCUAUCUAUCUGUAGCCUACAUUGCUCCAUUGAUACCUACAUCCACAGCAGCUGAUGAAAUAUUUUCAUUCAUUCUCGUUGCAGGAGAUCGAACCAGAUAACGGGGCGUGACAAAAUCAUCAGACACAGGCCCACACAACUCUUGGGUAUUCCGCGGACCUACGAUGAACCUACGCGCCUAUGCUAAUCGAAUCAAUGCGCGUGUGUUUGCGCUAUGCUGGUGGAAUCUGUAGGCAGCUCGGGCAUCCUCUCGGAUCGAUUCAGCCAACAUGCACUGCUCCUCAGAAAGGGUGUUCUCUCGCGUACAGCAGUGUUUUAUCUAAAAGUGCGCUUGACAUCCAGUAGUUUGUUGUGGUAAUGUAGCGAACGGGUGGCUGCAGAAUCAGCAUAUUUGCAUCCCGAAGCAUCAAGUGGCAAUCUGUGCAGUUCUCUGCUUUUCUGUGUGCAAAAAGUGAAAAAAAUACCUUCGUUAUUAUACAUACAGAAGAGGGAAAAAAAAUUCGCGAGCCAAUCUCGCGAACGAAAGGUGCAGAACCAGUUUUUCUCCUUUGCUGCGACAUUAUCGAAUUCCUACUUGUUCAGUGAUCGUACGUGCACAUACGCAACAACAACAACAACAACAUAUACCAACAACAUCUUCCAUCCAAGGAGGCUAUCUCUUAUAGAUUCAUUUAUUUUAUCUUACAAAACAAGCGCCGUUCCGCAACUGUGAGCAUUCAUGUUUUAUCGUUCAGAAAGUUCCAUGUGAUGUGGUGUGUGUCCGUUCAUGUAAGCGAGUGAUAAAAAGUGCACGAUCUUCGACUAGGAUUCAAAAGCCAUCGAAUCGCUCGGUGUGUGCGAAAUCCGUAACAGAAGAAAGCUCUCUCGUAAAGGUCCUCAAAACGCUGCGAAUGCGCGAAGAAAAUCAGCGAUAAAUGACUGAUCGAAAAUUGCCAAUUAGUCUGUCGGACCACAGCGAGUUCGGAAUCAACAGCCACGGAGGUGCUGCGGGAAGUGUGGCGGCCACCAUUCUCGGUGGCGGAAGCACCGUUGGGCUGGGUCUGGGUGUUGGUGGACUUCCGGGGGUGAUACCUUCCGCGGUGGGUCCCGUUGGAGCCCCGAGCAUCAUCGGAGUGGUACCCGGUCUCGGAAUCUCGGGCUCCGGUGGCUCAAUUUCGGUUGCAUCGGUAACCGGCGUUGGAGGCAGCAGCGGCAAUGUCAACAACAAGCAUGCCGUUGCACGUCUGAAGCACACCAACUCGCUCACUGCCGGCAUUCCGCCGGAGCUAUACGACAAGGGCAACCGUCUGUCGCAUUCCAGCGACACCAGCCAGGCCGACACGAUGACAUCGGUCACCAGUUCGUCGCUAGACUCCGACGAGGUCGACCUGUCCGGGUUGAUCGAGUCGGUUGUCGAUUCGGACGAGGAAGACAUCGCCGAAAGCAUUGAUAGCCUGAGUGUCCGAGACACCGUACGAGAGUGUUUGGAAAAGGACCCGAGCGAUCGUACGGUCGAUGAUAUCGAGACAUUGUUGGAUUUCACGCAAAAGCUGAAGGCUUUCACGAAUAUGACGUUUGCGGUGCGCAGAGCGCUGUGUUCGGUGAUGGUCUUUGCGGUUGUGGAAAAGGCCGGCACUAUCGUCAUGAACGAUGGCGAAGAGCUAGAUUCAUGGAGCGUGCUGAUUAAUGGGCAUGUGGAAAUCGAGCAUGGCAACGGGGAGAUGGAGUACCUUCACAUUGGAGACAGUUUUGGAAUUUUGCCAACCAUGGACAAAUUGUAUCAUCGAGGAAUCAUGAGAACUAAAUGUGACGAUUGUCAGUUUGUAUGCAUAACUCAGACAGAUUACUAUCGGAUACAGCACCAAGGGGAGGAUAACAUAAGAAAGAUAGAGGAAGAUGGCCACUUAGUUAUGGUUACAGAGCUAAGAAACAGUACUAGUGAAAAUGGUACCCGAAAAGGCCAUGUUGUCAUUCGCGCCUCAGUGGACCGAUUGAUGCAACAACUGAUCGAAGAUACAACUCAAACGGAUGCCAACUAUGUGGAAGACUUUUUGUUGACCUUUCGUACAUUCAUCACUGAUCCGAUUGAGGUGUCCAAACAAUUGAUAAAAUGGUUUAACGUAGAUGGAACGGAAGAAGGAAAUGAGCUUAUUGACGCCAUGCACCAAGCUUCGGCAAAUGAUAUUUGUGAUCGUGUUACUAGGGUAGUUUUAUUAUGGGUGAACAACCAUUUUACGGAUUUUGACACUGACCCCCAAAUGAUGGAGUUUUUGGAACUCUUUGAAUCUUCUUUGGAAAAGAAAAACAUGUUGGAGCAGUUGAGACUAUUGCAUGUGUAUGCCCAACACAAUGCACGGGAAAGAAAUGUUACUUUAGCAAGGAGUUCCCGAGAUGAAGAUCUGAAUUUUCAAAUAUCCGGUGGGCCAGGAGGCAUUUUCAUCACCAAAGUUGAGCCAAAGACGAAAGCCUACGAUGUCGGUUUAAAACGUGGAGAUCAGAUAUUGGAAGUUAAUGGACAAAAUUUCGAGCACAUUACCUGUGCACGUGCAAUGGAAUUGCUUAUGGGAACUACACAUCUCAGUAUCACGGUAAAAAGUAAUCUUUGGGCUUUCAAAGGGAUGCUUUCUAAUGCGGACGGUGAUGGCAAACUGAAAAUUGAUCUGAAAAAAGGACUUCGUGCUGAUUUGCUGCAAUCUCAAAAGUCGCUGGACCUUGUUGAUAAAGCAGGUCUGUUGCCUACACCUCAGUUCCUUAUGCCCCUACCCGUGCGUGACGAUUAUGGUCGCAAAGAUUCUGGUGCUUCGACCCCAUCAUCAUCACAUAUGAAUAAUAACAAAGGCAGUUUUAUGACUCUAGGUGGUAAAAAACGACUACAAAAGGCUCUCAUAAAAAUGAAUCUUUUACCGAAGAACAGUGUCUUCCAGGACGACAGCAUAAACAACAAUAGCAACAACAGUAGCAGUAACUACGAUAGCAGCGACCGGUCGUCCGGAAUAAGCGUGAACCUUUCCUCCCAGGCAUCCUCCAUAUCAACUUCCUCGAUAACGACAGCCGAUUCCGACGAAACGCCUCCGACCUCAACCUACCAGAGCAAUCCGGAUCUGAGAGAGCACCAUCCUCACACUCCUGCCAAAACCCUUUCAACAGAAGCAAUCAUUCCGAAAAGUGGCAUGCUGUACUACGAAGAACUGCGUGCCAGUGAUUUCCCAGAACACAUUCUCAAGGUUUACAAGUCCGAUCAAACCUGCAAGUAUUUGCUGGUGCAUAAGGAGACCACGGCGCAUGAAGUCGUCAUGUUGGCUCUGCAAGAAUUUGGAAUACAUGAUCCAAGCUCUAACUUCUCACUCUGUGAAGUCAGUGUCGGCGAAGGUGGAAUGAUAAAACAAAGGCGACUGCCGGAUCAGUUGCAAAAUCUGGCUGAAAGAAUUGGGCUGAGCUCUCGGUAUUACCUGAAAACCAAUGGAAUUACGGAAACGCUGGUACCUGAUGAUGUUGCGCCGGAACUGAUACGCGAAAGCGCAGUUCAUUUCCUACAGCUGAAUGCUAACGAGUUGGCGAUUCAGCUAACGCUGCAAGACUUUUCUAUAUUCAGACAAAUCGAGUCUACCGAGUAUAUCGACGAUUUGUUUAAUUUGAAGAGCCGAUAUGGCAAACCAAUGUUGUUGAAAUUUGCUGAACUAGUCAAUAGGGAAAUGUUCUGGGUAGUGACGGAGGUGUGCAGCGAGCACAAUAUGAUGCGACGGUGUAAGAUAAUAAAGCAGUUUAUAAAAAUUGCUCGACACUGCAAAGAGUGUAAGAAUUUCAAUAGUUUGUUUGCUAUAAUCAGUGGUUUGGGUCAUGCGGCCGUGUCGAGGCUAAGGCAAACUUGGGAAAAACUGCCUUCCAAGUAUCAAAAAUUGUUUAAUGACCUGCAAGAACUGAUGGAUCCUUCCAGAAAUAUGUCGAAAUAUCGUCAACUAAUUCAGGCUGAACUGAACGCCCAACAUCCUCUCAUUCCAUUUUAUCCAGUGGUUAAAAAGGACCUCACUUUUAUACAUUUAGGAAAUGAUUCCAAAAUAGAUAAUUUAAUAAACUUUGAAAAGCUUCGUAUGAUUUCUAAAGAAGUACGAACUUUGUUGCAGAUGUGCAACUCUCCGUACGAUAUACUGACGAUGUUAGAACUGAAAUGUCAACCACCAAGCUCAGCAAUGGUUGCCCUGAACCAGAUGGCCGUUCCAUCGAGUGGAAAUUUAAUGAUGCCACCUCCACAGGCAAUCCAUAGCCAAACGGUGAAAAGAAGGAAGAAGUCGACGGCAGCUCCCAAUCAAAAAAAGAUGUUCGAGGAAGCUCAAAUGGUUCGACGAGUGAAAGCGUAUCUGAAUAACAUGAAUGUGACAACAGAUGAAGACGAACUGCACAAGCUUUCUCUAGAAUGUGAACAGCAAGGUGGAAGCACACCGAAUAAUGUGCAGGUGAGAAAACGCUAUCCAUCACCCACUUUGUCCACCACAUCGAGUACCAGUUCCACUAGCGAGGGCAGGAAAGGUGCCCUCGGUCUCGGCAUGAGCAGUCUUUCCAUCGGAAGCUCGGGUAGUGGUAAUAGCGGUGCUCCAAAAUUUGGAGCAGCGUCGCCACAAGCUGUAAAAAAGUUGCUUUCUCUAUCCGAGCAAACCAAAACUCGUCCUCAUCAACCACGGCAUCCAUCGGUAGGGUCGGUUCUUCCGCCCCCUCUGAACAACAUUCAUCAUCAUAGUCAGUUAGCGCAUCAUAACAAUCUGUCCCAUUUCCAUCACGCCCAUCACACGCCGUACCAUCAUCAUGCGGGUGUUUCGAUUAGUCCAUCGCAUGCGUCAAGCAGUGUUCAGUGUUGCACGAUCGGUAGUAAUAGUGCAGUGGGCAGUACUGGCGGUGGUGGUGCAGGUGGAGCAGCAGGGAGUGGUGUUUCCACUGGUCACGGGCCACCCCACCAGUACUCGAAUACUCACGCCAACUAUGGGGCUUCCAGCGGUAUUCAUUUGUCUAGCAUGAUGCCAACGCCACCCAACUACAGCACCACCAUGUCGAUGUACCCGAACGGUCGACCUUCGGUUAUCACAAGCCGGAUUCUCGAGAGCUCGGUGGACAACACACCCCCUAGUCAACUGCCGCCGCCGAUGGAGCUGCCACCGGAAAGUAGCUCGUUCCGCAGUCCACCAAACUAUGCUCAAGCAGCCCACCGGCGGAUAACUGGCAACAGUACGGUUAUUUCAUCGUAUCCACAAUCGCAUCAAAACUUUGGCUCUUCAUCCCGCAUCAUUUCCGCCGUUGGAAUCUCGCCCAUAGCUUCAAAUUUCGUUCCGGCCGGGGUGAAUGCUAUCUCUCCCAUGUACACUGGAUCAAAUCCCGGUUCGGGAGGUUCUCCGGCAAACGUUGGAGGGCCGAAUGUACCGGGAAGCAACAGCAACAACUCGACGGUAGUCAGCAGUAAUCUUCCACCUGCCAUUCCUGCCCGUAUGCAUGAGUCGACCGGAAUGGCCCCCCACAGCAUCGAGUCGAUUCAACCUCCGCCGCCGUUGCCGCCCCCAAGUAUAGACCUUACAGCCGAAAGCAGUUCGGUGACGGUCCUCAACAACACCGCUCCUGUUCUUCUUGUGGAGUCUUCCGUGGAUGACGACGACGACUGCGAGUCAGUUGAAUGUGACGUCACCGAAACGCUGUCCACCGACGUUUAGACGAAAGUCAAAACUCAAAAAAAAAAAAAUCCAAAAAAGAAACAAAAUGAUCCAAAAAUGUUCUCCAACACCCAACCAAUGCAGCGAAUACUGAUUUCAAAAUAUUCCGUAAAAUAUUAUGAUGUUGAUGUUAAAACACGGUGUUGAUGUGUGGUAUCGCAAGUUUUACUCCACUCAUUCCAAUAAAAUUACAGCGAAAUGGUCUCCUAAAACAGUUCCAUGUCGAGCUUCAGAGGGUAUUGAUGUUGUUGUUCUUUUCGAGUCACAAUAUGAGUGUCAACGUUUUAUCAAAAAUAUUAAACCAAAAUUAAUAUAACUCGAUGGUGUGAAGUUUGGAACUUCCUUGCAUUGAUCAUAUCCUCGAUUUAACAAAGUUAAUGAGCUCCUUCGAUAAGAAGCUUUUGGGUGUAAUCCUAGAUCUCUUAAAAUAAGCUCAUGCUUUUCAUUGAUGCAAAUGAUUCUGUGUUAGGGUCGCUUAUGAACUUUUAAUUGCAAUUCGUCGUUCCAUGGCACACAUCUACAAAAAUAUUGUACCCACUCGUGUGUUUUCGGUAUUUUCAAAUGUCUUACUCAAUUUCAAUGCUUGGAAGUACACAAAUUCAUAGAUACGAAGGUUAAAAAAUGUUAUCAAUACACUGAUAGCGAAUCAAUUCUCAAAUAGGAUGCAGACGAUGAUUUUUUAACUCUCCAACGCAAUGGAUUUCAAAUCUAGACAACUGAUAGCUGUGUAAGUUUUAUACCCCCGUGCCCAAAGUUAUAUUCCAAGACUGACCGUUUUAAGACAUUGAACCCACAACAUAUUUUCUCAGUGAUGUAUGUUUUUGUUUGAUUUUGAUUUGAUUUUUGACCCAUGAUCUUUACAUAGAGAUUUCGAAAAAGCUUUUCUUAUAUUGCAUCCCAAAAUUCUUUUUGAUCAAAGUUUUCUUUGAACUUUUCGAAAAAUGUUCUCCAAAUAAUGCAUAGUUUUUGUUGUCCUAUGAUCUCAAGACCGUAGAUCUUCAAACCAUAAAUAGGUCUUCGUACCGUGAGUGAUCUGGCCUUAAGUUUUUAACUCUGGUUUAAAGAGUUCAUAAAUUAAAGUUCGAAAAUCUUCAGGUCCGUUGACGUUCAAUGCUGUAGAUCAUCAGAAGAACCCCAGAUUUUAAACCAGCCUUAAUUAUAUCAUGAAAGCCCGGAAUUACAUGCACCAGUAUACAGUAGUUACUCACACCGAUUUCAAAUGUUUCUUAAAAUGAAAACUGUCGUAAAUUGUUUGUUAUCCUAACUUUUUGAAGCCUUUAGUACUCAAGUCGUUGGUGAUUUCACAGGUAUCCAAAUCGUAUGUUUUCACACCAAAGAUCUUCAGACACUUAGGCCUCUAAUCCGUUAGAGGUUAAACUUUGAAUCUUUAGGCUUUGGAUCUUCAGACGUCGUUGAAUCGGCAAACCUUCAUGGCUUGGACCUUUAGGUUUCGAAUCUCAGGAUCGUAAGGCUGUAGGUCAUCAAAUCUUGAAUCACCAGUUCUUGAAUCUUCAGGCAUUGUAUUGUCAAUGCAAUUGAAAUUCGAAGUUUUCGCGCUGGCAACCUUGCCAACCAAUGACGAUGAAAAGUUCAGUAUCAAUUCAACAAACACCUCAGCGAUCGACCCCUUUCUUCUGUUUGGUUCCAACUCUUGGAAAAUGUUUGAUAGAUGUUUGGUUAACAUGAAAUGUCACCGGCAAGGAUGUUGACGCAAAUUCUGGUUUGGGGAUUCUGCGACAGUAUCACAGGUCAUGAAUUUUAGAAUCUUUAAUCUUAAUGUCGUAGGUCAUUAGGCAUGAAUGUCAGCACGUAGAUCGUCAGGCAGGGGCGGUCCUAGAGCUGGGUCUUGGGGGGGGUGAUUUUCCAAAUUUUCAAAAAUCAGUCAAUAACGUAAAUACAUACCGUCAAACGGGGCAUCAUGCAACAGCGGGGUUCGAUGCAACAUUUAUAUAACACUACAUUGAAUCAUUUUUAAUUUAAUGUAUUGUAAUAAAGUUAUCUUUUGAUGAUAACAAAAUGAUGAUGACAUAAUUUUUCGCAUUUUAAGCUAGUUGUCUUAAGUUUUUUAUUUUUAUGUAAAAUUUGAAAAAUCGAGCAAUAAAUGUACAAAUUUUAACAUUUUUUUAUGCCGAAAAAAACUUUACCCAGUAUGACGGAUCGGCUUGAUAAAAUUACCUACAAACUUUUUACAGGUUUCCUCAUGGUAUACCAACAUUGUUUGGGUAGAAAUACUUUUCGAACAAUCACCCAAUUUUUUUAAAUGAAUAUUUUUAAAAUUCAGUUAGGUGUCUGGGGUUAAAUGCAACAAAAUACAAAUCAAAUAAAUACCUUGUAAAUCUCGUUUCCAUGUGCUGGAAUAUGAAUGUUUUGCAUCACGCGUUUGUAAACAUUUAAAUUUCAUUCAUCCAAACAUUUAUUUUUAUGAUUUCAGCUUGUAGAAUUUUUCUUAGCAUUAUUUAACCCCUAAAUGUAUGCAGCAUCCUUAUUUUCAGAAAAAAUGUGAAAAUUUGUUUUUACAGACCCAAAAACUACUGCAAUUGGUGUUGUCAUGCGUAAUGGUCUUUAAGGCAUCGCAAAUAUAUUAAAAACUAUGAAUUUUCGUACGUGUUCAUAAGAUUUUUAAUUGAAAACAAAGUUUGUUGCAAGUUACCCCAUUUUCUAAGGAGUGUGAAAAUCGCAUGUUUUUAGAAAAUUAAAAAUAACUGAGGAAACCAAUAUUUUUUUAACUACGCCAAUUUGAUGCCCCAGCAUCCUUAAAACUUUUGAUGCAUAAAGGAUACGAUUAACUGUGAACAUAAGUUUUUUAGAAGCUAUUGAAGUUGAAAAUUGUUGCAUGUUUCCCCAGUUGACGGUAUAUUGCGAAAAAAAACGUUCAUUUGGAGAGUGCGAGUGCGUAAAAGGG